Sebastes umbrosus (honeycomb rockfish) is the source of this 2912-nucleotide messenger RNA. RefSeq names its product alpha-2,8-sialyltransferase 8E-like. The transcript has 8 exons. Gene Ontology annotation, molecular function: alpha-N-acetylneuraminate alpha-2,8-sialyltransferase activity. Bases 798 to 1781 code for a protein of 327 amino acids. NCBI's taxonomy places the organism in Eukaryota, Metazoa, Chordata, Actinopteri, Perciformes, Sebastidae. The record is from RefSeq and is a predicted model, not a curated record. Gene Ontology annotation, biological process: N-glycan processing; oligosaccharide metabolic process.
AAACACAUGGGAAAAAGAGGGAGAGGCAGAGGGGAGAAGAUAGGUGGACCAAAAGAGACAUGACAAGGAUUAAAGUAGGAUGUGGUGGAGCAACAAAAGAUGAUCAGUUUCAUCUGGCCUGGACACAAACAGGAAGAGAGGAGAGAGAAAAUGCAGAGAAGACUGAUGACUUGCCUAAACAAGGGGGCAGGCGACUAACUGAGGAGGAAGCAGACAGGCCAAAGAUUAACACUCUUGAGAAAGAGUGUGAGAGGGGGCUAGCGGGUGAAGUUAGCAGGAGGGGAGAGGUAUGAGGGGACAGCUCUUGAAGAAGAAGUCACUCUUCUCUUUGGUGAUCACUUUCUGCUCUGUGGGGAGUCUGCUGACCACUCUCAUCAUGAUCAACGACAAGCGGCGAGCUGCAGGGUGAUCAAUCCUCAGCCUGUAUACUGUGCCCAAGUGUCCCGAAAUUCCCCUUACUGCUGGGAAUGGCAGACUGCUGAAAGGCUGACAGGUGGGGGGUUCUCCAGUGGGUUAUGCGGAUGUAUUUGGAGCCCUGCCCGGAUCAUUCCGCUUGAGCCAAAUCCACUGACUGCUUCUUUCAGCCGCUUCUGAGAUUGCUCUGAUGGUCUGCCACAGAGCCUGACCGUUGCAUCCCAGCUCUUUCAGCAAUUUAAUGGUAGAAGAAGCCACGAAUCCUCUGCAUCCUACCUCCACUGGAUGGACUUUGGUGUUCCAGCCUCGCUGCUUUGCUUCUGCUGCUAGCUCUGCGUAGCGCAACUUCUUACAUUCGUAGGCCUCUUCAAUCAAGUUUUCCCAUGGAACUUAAUGUGGAACCUAACAGACCGCCUCCUCACAAGAAAAGCCCCCCCUGGCCCGCUGACCUCUGUAAAGGCUGCAAGGAGGUCAUCAAAAAAGUAAAAGAGCGUUACUCUAAAACCUGGAAGAAGCAGGAGGACAAUUACCAAAAAUACAGAUCUCAGCUGAGCAGCGAGUGCCAUGGUUCUGACAAGGCCAUCAUUACCCAGGCCAACACUCCAGUGGGAUCCAAGCUCGUGUACGACGGAGAAAAGAAGAAGACCUUCCAGGUGAACCCGGAGAUUUUCAGCACCUUUGUAAAGGAGCAUCCGUUCCCAAAUAAAACAUGGGACACGUGUGCUGUUGUUGGGAACGGAGGGAUCCUGACCAACAGCAGCUGUGGAAAGAUGAUCGAUUCAGCUCAGUUUGUUAUCAGGUGCAACCUACCUCCCUUGGAAAAUGGCUACAAGAAACACGUGGGCAUCAAGACUGACCUUGUGACAGCAAACCCAAGUAUCUUCGUAGAGAAGUUUGGGUCUCUGAUGGGGCGUCGCCGUCCCUUUGUGGAGAGUCUGCGCAGAUACGGCAACUCCCUGCUGCUCCUUCCCGCCUUCUCGUUCAGCUUCAGCACCCCUGUGUGCCUGCGGGCCGUCUACGCCACUGAGGACUUUGAAAGCCCCGUCCGGCCCGUCUUCUUUAACCCUGACUACCUCCAGAAUCUGACGCUCUUCUGGCGCUCCCAAGGCCUAAAAGGAAAACGACUCAGCACCGGCAUAAUGAUGGUUAGCCUGGCGCUGGAACACUGUGCCAAUGUGCAUCUGUACGGGUUCUGGCCCUUCAGUAAUCACCCACAAGGACUUUACGCCCUGGCUAACCACUACUACGAUGACAUAAAAGCUACGGGACUCCACACCAUGUCGGCUGAGUUUGACCUCUUGUUGCAGCUGCACACUGAGGGGGUGCUCAGGCUUCACCUGGGAGAUUGUCGACCAGGUAAAAAAUAGUUUUCAGACUCAGGAGCAACUGGCAGGACAGGAGCAAAGUGCCUUCUUUGUAGCCCAGUCUUUCAUAUACUAACUUAAUAAUAAUAACUUUCUGCACAUUCCUAUGCAGCUUGUGGCCUUUUUAUUUUUAUUUUGUUUUGCCACUGGCUGAUGACAUGAUGACAUGGAUUAAGUAUGUCCAAGCAAGAUGGACAAGGGUCUGAAAAGUGAAGCCAAUGUGGAAAUGCCUUAAACUUGUAUUCUUUCUAAUAACCAUUGGCUCCACCCUCUCCUGUCACUUCUGGUUGCAAAAAAACAAGAUGGCGAUGGCCAAAAUGCUGAACUUGAGGCUUCAAAACGGCAGUCCACAAACCAAUGGGUGAUGUCACGGUGACUACGUCCACUUCUUAUAUACAGUCUGUGAGAUGGACUCUCAGUGAAUGCUGAGUUGGCAGCCAAGACAUUUGCACUGAAAUGAAGAUGCAACAAAAAUAUUAGCUAUAGUCUUGUAAAUAGUCUUGUAGUCUAAAACUGUAUUUAUUACCAUAAAUGUUGCAGCUGGAGUCUGGAGGGAGUUAUUUUGAUUUAAAUGGGAAUCCUUUGUGAGGCCUUUGUGGGGGUUUACAUUGUGGUGCCUUGUGUUAAUCAAUUACUAAUGACAGUUAUGUAACUGAUCACGGGAGCUUUUGCAUUGGAAUCAAGACUUGGGUGUGUCUUGUGUAACUUGGAGCAUUGCCUUUCAUACUUGUAAAGUCUUAACAGUGAUCUUUGUCAUCCAGAACAAUAACAUACAAGCUGCAGAUGACCAAACUUGAGAACUCUUGGUGAGCCAGUUUUAGUUUCAUGUGAAUGUUUGCGCUUUUUUUUUUUGAGAACAGCACAAACUAAGAGGGACAAUUAAGUUAAAGUGAAUAAAUAAUCAUCAGAAAAAGUUCUUUGUAUGUAAUUAGUGGCUGGACUAGAAUUCAAGACGUCUUAGCUUCCAUGAUUUCGUAUCUUUGAGCGAUUUAGUGUCCCGAAACCUCCCAACAUUUAUCAUUAAAAUGCAGUAUUUCUUUACAAACCACAUAUUUGGCUGGAACACCAUAUGAUCCAGUGAUUUAUUAGCAUAGAUUUUGUAGUACUUUUCAUUAAACAAAUGAAGAGACUGAU